AUGGAUGCUCCGAGGAGAGUUACUAUCAAGGAAGCGGGUGCACCGGAUUAUGUCCUUCAACCCCUUCAUGUAACUCACCCCAACUUGAAUGCAAACUUUGAAUUGAAGACCGCUUUGAUCAACCUCCUACAUAAGUUUCACGGGCUUCCCGCACAAGACCCUAUUCGACAUCUCAAGGACUUUCAUGGUAUAUGCUCAACCACUAGACGGGAAGGAUCCGAUGAAGUUGCUAUAUGGUUGUUUGCUUUCCCUUUCUCUCUUGAGGACAAGGCGAAAGAAUGGUUCUACACUCUAUCUAGUGAAGUCACCUCCGAUUGGGACUUACUUAGAAGGGGAUUCUUGGAUAAAUUCUUGCCCCUGGAGAAGAUGGAUAGGCUAAGGAAGGAAAUGUCUUGUAUAGUGCAAGGUGAAACAGAACCGCUAUACGAGUAUUGGGAACGGUUUCGUAAGCUACUAGACGCAUGUCCUAAUCACAUGCUUGACACUCAAGUGUUGCUUGGAUACAUAUGCCAAGGGAUGCGAGAACAAGAUAGAACUCUCUUGGACACCUCUAGCAAUGGUUCUUUGUCUAAAUAUAAAACAGCGGAGGAGGCAUGGCAACUUAUCAUUGACCUAGCCGAAUCCAAUCAACAUAUGAGACGAAGAGUCAACCGCCCAAAAACUGUGAAUGAGGUAUCAACUAGUAGCGAAACCACCGCUCUAACCAAAUCCUUGAGUGAAAUGACAUCCAUCUUGAGGCAACUCCAACUGAGCCAACAACAACCACAACAACCUCAACCAUAUCAACAACACUCUCCACUCCCUCAACAAUACAACCAACAAUUGGUCCCUCAGAAAGUGUGUGGCAUUUGUUCUUGCUAUUCCCACUACACGGAUGAGUGCCCAAGCCUUCAAGAAGAUAACACUUUGGCGGCUACCCAUAAUUUCUAUGACCGCCCAAAUCAAGGGUACUACCAAGGCGAGAAGGGUGCAAAGGACUCAAAUCCUAUCACAAUCGCCCAAGAGGAGGAGAGAAUAGAUAUAGAAGAGGUAGUGGAAGAGGAGACACCACAAGUCAUAGUCGAGGAUGAAGCUCAACCAACAAAGGAGACCCCCAAGGCCAAGAGAACCUUGGAAGAAGAAAUUGCUCAACCACUCCCAUUUCCAACACUUGCAAAGAAAGCUAGAAAGCGCAUAGAACUCGACCUCAAAAUGGUAGAAAUGUUCAAGAAAGUUGAGGUAACCAUCCCCCUCUUUGAUGCUAUCCAUCAAGUUCCUAGGUAUGCAAAAUUUCUUAAACAUCUAUGCAUGAACAAGGAUAGAAUUCUUGAAUUGGAAACCAUCCCAUUGGGAAAUUCUAUUUCCGCUUUAAUGGGAGCAUUGCCCGAGAAGUGCGAUGAUCCGGGCCCUUGUAUGGUCACUUGCACCGUCAAUGGAGUUCAAUUUAUCGAUUGUCUGUGUGACCUCGGAGCAUGUGUUAGCAUCAUGCCGCUCUCCGUCUACCGGGUAUUGAAGUUGCCACCACUAAAAAGGUCGACGGCAAGAUUUCUCCUAGCGGAUAAAAGCAUAAUAACCGUGACGGGUGUUGCGGAAGACGUAUUGGUGAAUAUCAAAGGGUUGGUGUUUCCAAUUGACUUCUAUGUCCUUGAAAUGCCAUCAAGCGAAACCGAGAGAGCAUCAUCUAUCCUACUUGGAAGACCAUUUUUGAGAACUUCGAGAUUCAAGCUAGAUGCCUACUCGGGAACCUACUCAUUUGUGAUAGCUGGGAGAGUCGUAAGUUUUAGCUUAGAAGAAGCAAUGAAGCAUCCACCGGAGAAUCACUCUCUAUUCCGGUGUGACCCAAUUGACAACAUCGUUGCCGAAGUGCACCUUGCAAAGUUAGAUGAGAAGUACAUGAUUGAGGAAGCAAAUGAAGAUCCAAGCAAAUUAAACACCACGCACCACACAAACCAUCCGGAAACUCAAACCUCAAAUAAUGACAAAAAGAUGGAAUUGAAGCCACUACCACCCACCUAA
Messenger RNA from Arachis duranensis, 1995 nucleotides. RefSeq lists its product as uncharacterized. The coding region runs from base 1 to 1995 and encodes 664 amino acids. The transcript is spliced from 2 exons. Lineage: Eukaryota; Viridiplantae; Streptophyta; Magnoliopsida; Fabales; Fabaceae. The record is from RefSeq and is a predicted model, not a curated record.